Messenger RNA from Botrytis cinerea B05.10, 1628 nucleotides. It is a transcript of the gene Bcprd5, whose product is annotated as Bcprd5. Bases 209 to 1492 code for a protein of 427 amino acids. The record is from RefSeq and is a predicted model, not a curated record. The transcript has 4 exons. Gene Ontology annotation, molecular function: peroxidase activity. Lineage: Eukaryota; Fungi; Ascomycota; Leotiomycetes; Helotiales; Sclerotiniaceae.
GGCUGGCAGCGAAAUUGCGGCGAGCCUGCCAAGAAGUAAAGGAAAUCUACGAGAGCAUCCCAGGCAGGCAUACUCCAGAUUCCAACACUCGGGGCAAUAUAAGUGUGGACCAUAACUAUGAGUGAUCUCCCCCAAAUUUUCUGCCAUUCGCAGCUCUCAUCCACUCCUACUCUCUCCUCUUCCCUCCAUCUUUCAAGAGUUUUUCAAGAUGAAGUAUAGUUUUGCAUUAACGGGCCUCGCCCUCUGCUUUGCAAGAACCCUCGCCUUCCCUUCCCGCAUGUUUGAUAAUGCUCAAUCCAUGAGCGAAGAAGAGAAGCGUUCUCUUGAGAAGAUCACUGCUCAAAUUGAAGCUGGGAUCGAGAAACGCGUAUCGACUCCUCGCUCUUUCUCUGCAUCCGGCCAAUAUGUAUCCAACAAAGGCGAUCAUGCCUUUGUUGCUCCAGGGCCCAAUGAUUUACGUGGUCCCUGCCCUGGGUUAAAUGCUAUGGCCAAUCACAACUAUAUUCCUCACAAUGGGGUGGCGACAAUUUCACAAUUUGUUCAAGGAACCUAUGACGUGUUUGGCAUGGGGGCUGAUCUUGGAGCAUUCCUCACUAUAUAUGGUGCUGUCUUCGACGGGGAUUUGCUAAGUUGGUCCAUUGGAGGACCUCCAUCUGCAGGCUUGCUGAGCUCAGUUGGACUUCUCGGUAAACCUCAAGGAUUAAUUGGAUCACAUAAUAAAUAUGAGGCCGAUGUAUCACCUGCACGUCCGGAUCUUUAUCAAUAUAAUAAUAAUUACAAAGUGAUCAUGUCUCAAUUUGAAGAGAUGUACGCUUUGCCGCUAGGUCCGAACGGUUACGAUUUAUCAGUUCUGACUCCUUUCCGAGCAACUCGUUUCCAACAAUCCAUUGACAAUAAUCCAUACUUCUUCAACGGACCUUUUGCAGGAAUAGCUGUACAGCCUGCAGCAUACACUUUCAUUUAUCGAUAUAUGGCCAACAAAUCCUCUGAAUAUCCUGAGGGAUACUUGAAUGGCGAUGUCUUGAAGUCAUUUUAUGCUAUUACCGGAGAACCAGGUAGCUUUGUGUGGACAGAAGGACAUGAGAAAAUCCCAGACAACUGGUACAAACGCGCUAUUGGCGACGAAUACGGCCUCGUACCUUUCGCACUCGACCUCAACAUCGCAGCUCUUGAACACCCCGAGUUCCUUUCCGUUGGAGGAAAUACCGGUACGGUAAACUCAUUCACAGGCGUCGAUCUUAAGAAUUUGACGGGCGGUGUAUUUGAUGUUACCACGUUGGCCGAGGGAAAUAACGCGAUUUGUUUUGCAUUCCAAGCUGCCCAGCAGGCUGCUCCUGAUAUCCUUAAGGGUCUAUUGUCUAAUACUGCCUCUGCUUUGAGUCAGCUGAAUGCAGCGGUUUCUGCAGCGUUGAGUGGGUUGAGUUGUCCUCAGCUGAAGAGUAUUGAUAGUUCGCUAUUUGCGCAGUAUCCUGGUGCAAAGGGGGCUUAUUAGUUAUUAUAGAUGAUUGAUACGAUCAUGUGACGACGAAUUUAUGUGGAUUUGAUAUGUGAAUAGGAAUGGUUCAGGCAUUGGUCUUCUUUGUAUAUAGUUUUUAUCUUGUCUAUGAGCGAAUCAAGAAUCAUCUUCA